This is a messenger RNA of Canis lupus familiaris (dog), 4431 nucleotides long. It is a transcript of the gene MPEG1, whose product is annotated as macrophage expressed 1. Bases 132 to 2279 code for a protein of 715 amino acids. The record is from RefSeq and is a predicted model, not a curated record. Gene Ontology annotation, biological process: defense response to bacterium. Lineage: Eukaryota; Metazoa; Chordata; Mammalia; Carnivora; Canidae. The transcript has a single exon.
GGAACUGGUGGCUUUGGGAGAACUGUUGUAGGUGUUUGUUUCAGCAACUGCCUUCUUUCCCAUCUGUUUAGUUUGCACCCAGCUCUCUGGCUGCUGCUUAGGGCUGGCGUGCAGCCAGGGCCAUCUGAGCCAUGAGCAGCGUCCGGGGUGCUAUCCUCUUCUGGGUAGUGGUAGCGUGGGCUAAAACGGACAAGCCUUUGGAACAGACAAAUGAGACUGGAUUUCAGAAAUGCAAGAACGCCUUAAAACUACCUGUUCUAGAAGUCUUACCCGGAGGAGGCUGGGAUAACCUGCGGAAUGUAGACAUGGGACGGGUGAUGGACUUGACCUACAGGAGCUGCAGGACCACGGAGGAUGGACAGUACAUCAUCCCUGAUGAAAUCACCAGCAUCGCCCAGAAACAGAGCAACCUGGAGAUGAACUCCGAAAUCCUGGAGUCCUGGGUGAAUUACCAGAGCAGCACCUCCAGCUCCAUCAACCUGGAGCUCUCCCUGUAUUCCAAGGUCAAUGGCAAAUUCUCCUCUGAUUUCCAGCAGAUGAAGACCCUUCAAGUGAAGGACCAAGCCAUAACUACCCGGGUUCAGAUCCGAAACCUGAUCUACACGGUCAAAAUCAACUCGGCAUCCAAACUAAGCUGGGGGUUCAAGAAGGACCUCAUGGACAUCUCCGACCGCCUGGAGAACAACCAGACGCGGAUGGCCACCUACCUGGCAGAGCUUCUGGUCCUCAACUACGGCACCCAUGUCGUCACCAGUGUGGAUGCCGGAGCUGCCCUCCUCCAGGAGGACCACAUCAGAGCCUCGUUCUUACAGGACAGCCAGAGCAGCCACACUGCCGUGACGGCAUCUGCUGGUGUCGCCUUCAUGAACGUCGUGAACUACAAAUUCGAGGAGAACUACACCUCCCAGAACGCGCUCACCAAGAGCUACCUCGCGAACCGAACCCACUCCAGGGUCCGUAGCAUCGGGGGGGUUCCUUUCUAUCCGGGCAUCACCCUCCAGGCCUGGCAGCAGAGCAUCGCCAACCACCUGGUGGCCAUAGACCGUGCUGGCCUGCCUCUGCCCUUCUUCAUCAGCCCCGACACGCUGCCCGAGCUGCCGGGGCCGCUGGUGAAGAAGCUGUCCAAGACGGUGGAGGCGGCCGUGAGACACUAUUACGCAUUCAACACCUACCCUGGGUGCACAGACGCCAAUUCGCCCAACUUCAACUUUCAGGCCAACACCGAUGAUGGCUCCUGCGAGGGGAAAAUGACCAACUUCUCCUUCGGGGGGGUCUUUCAGGAAUGCACCCAGCUCUCGGGGAAGGAGGCCGCCCAGCUGUGCCAAACCUUGGAGCAGAGGAACCCCCUCACUGGUGCUUUCUCCUGCCCCUCUGGCUACUCCCCCAUCCACCUGCUAUCCCAGGUCCACGAGGAGGGCUACAACCACCUGGAGUGCCGGCGCAAGUGCACCCUCCUCGUCUUCUGCAAGACGGUGUGCGAAGACGUGUUCCGGGUGGCGAAGGCUGAAUUUAGGGCUUUUUGGUGUGUAGCCAGUGGCCAAAUACCGGAAAACUCAGGACUACUCUUCGGGGGCCUCUUCAGUGGUAAGACCAUAAACCCCUUGACGAAUGCGCAGUCCUGCCCACCUGGCUACUUUCCGCUGAGACUUUUUGAAAACCUCAAGGUAUGUGCCUCUCUGGACUAUGAGUUGGGAUUUAGGUUUUCGGUCCCCUUUGGUGGGUUCUUUAGCUGUGCAGUCGGGAACCCCUUGGUAAAUUCUGCCUUUACAGAAGGGGCGCCUUCUCUAAAAAAGUGUCCUGGGGGCUUCAGCCAACACCUAGCCCUCAUCAGUGAUGGAUGCCAAGUGUCCUACUGUGUCAAGUCCGGGCUUUUCACAGGAGGGUCUCUGCCCCCUGCCAGGCUCCCACCUUACACCCGGCCACCCCUCAUGAGUCAGGCUGCCACCAAUACUGUCAUCGUGACUAAUAGCGAGACAGCAAGCUCCUGGAUUAAGGAUUCCCAGACCCGCCAGUGGAGGCUGGGGGAGCCGCUGGAGCUGCGCAGGGCCAUGAAGGUCAUCCGUGGGGAUGGCGGGGGUCUGUCGGGAGGGGCAGCGGCUGGAGUCACCAUGGGGGUCACCACCGUCCUGGCGGCUGUCAUUGCCCUGGCCAUCUACGGCACCCGGAAGUACAAGAAGAGGGGGUACCAGGCACUGGAGGAUGAGAGGCAGAGUUUGGCUGCGGGCACUGCAGAGAGCGGAGACGCCCCUGGCCAAGAGCAGGAGCAGAGUCCAGCCUAAGCGUCUCCUGGGAAAUGUCCCUCUCGUCUCUGGCCAGAGCUGCAAGCACGCCUUUCGUCCCGUCUCGCUCUGUGUCUGUCUUCCUGAGGACUGGGGUGGCAGGUGCAAAAAAAGCAGGUAUAACUUGAUGACUUCCGUAGGGCUCCAGGCGACGAAGUGAACAGAGCUAUGUGGACAGGGUUGGGGUGGGUAGGAGAGCAAAUGUGACUUUCUAUGCAAAAGCCAGCCUGGUGGCCAGAACACCAAGGGGGUGUCUUUUCUCUGUGUGCGUCAUUGAUUGUCUUCACCUGAAUACAUACGUGAAAACAGAGAGGAAGGAGCAUGUUGGCCUUUGGCUUUGGAGACCAUGCAUUUAUUUAAUCUGAGACCGGCCACUGUUUCCAAUUCUCGAGCUAGAAGAAUUUCUGCCUGUGAGUGUUAUCCUCUCACUGUUUUGUUUUUUAAAAGUCUCUCUGGAUUUCAUGCUUCUGGAGGCUGAAAGCUCCUCUAGAAGACACAGGGAGUCCCACGCCCCCUGGUUUUCAGCAUUGAGGGCUCUGUACUGACAAACUGGGUCCUCUCAACCUCAUCUCUGAGCGGAAAGAUGCUGUCCCUACUAAGUCCACGUUUUCCAGCUUCCCAGCCACAGUCCAGACUCUUAGACUUCAGACUAGUGUCAUAAAGUCCUCAAAAAAAUAUUUUAACUUACAAUCUUCUAUUAGGAGGUCAAGGGAGAAGGGACGGAGACGAGGUGUGAGGGAAGAGAGGGUGAAAACCGGACAAGAUCCCGGUGCUCAGGGGAAACUGCCAUUCUUCCCCUUUACCACCUACCUGGUUUGUGGAGCCGCAGGUAGACUUCUUCCCCUUAACCACCCCUCCUUUGUCCGUGAGUGACCUUUCCUCUUCCCACCCUUGCCUCACGGGUACACACCCCCGAUCAUACACGUGUGCACCCCCAAACACACCAACACACAUUCCCCCAAAUACACCCCCGAACAUACACAGGCACACACCCCAAACACAUGUGUGCAGAUGUACCCCCACCUUCCUCCAAACCAUACCGCCCCCCCCAUACACAUCACAUUCCAACAAGAAGUCUGCAUUUUUCUGGGGGUGGGAGACAAGGGAAAAUGCAAGAAGUCAAAGUAAGCCCACACCCUAUAUAUUAUUUCCUCCCUAAAACCAAAACAGAGUAGAAACUACCAAUUAUGUGCCCUUUUUUUUUUCUUGCCCAGCAGAAAAGGGCCUGACGUGAUCAAAUGCAUGAAACAAAAAAGGCAUCCAACACCAUUUGUGACACAUUUAUUUCAGUUCCAGGCUGACUUCCCUCAGGGAUCAAGCGGGAUAUAUGACUGUUACCCAGCAUUUAGGGCUUUGCCCAAUUUUAUUUAUUUAUUUUUCUCUUUUUGUAGCGGGGAGUGGUAGGGGAGGCUUGCCCAAUUUUAAUACCAAUCUCACUGAAUUAUAAUGAUUAGGGUGAGUCUAUUAAUACUCCCCUACUCAGAAUUAAAAAAAAAAUUUUUUUUAAUUAACUACCGCCCCCCCCCACCCACCCUGCAAAGUGGGGCUGGAACUCAUAAUCCCGAGGUCAAGUGUCACAUGCUCUACUGACAAAGCCAGCCAGGCAUCCCUUCUCUGUGACCUUUUUAAUAGUUCUAUAGCUUUUCACCAAAUUAGAUGCCAUGAGUUAAUUCUUAUGAAGGAUAAUCUGUCCUCACCUCACUGACAUUCGCAAUCAUGAGUUUAGGCUGACAUAAGUCCUCCUGAGGCGCUUGCAGCAUCGCAGCCUGUGGGAAGAUGGGAAGGAGGCUACUACUCCUUCAUUUCCUGCUGUGAGAGAGAAGAGAAGGGACUCACAGAAGCAGAGCACGGCUCUCCCGGCUGCUUGGCCACCGACACUGAUUUCUGCAGCCUCUUCUCUGGAGCCUGCCACUUAAAGCAUUAAAAUAUUCUCUAAAACCUCUGGGUGUUUUGUGGGUAACUUUCAGCUGAGCUCAUCACUUUUCUGCAAAUUCCCCAUGAAUUCCUUGAGGAUUACUGAGUUAGACAAAGUACAGCUAAAGGCUCUCAGACUUUCAAUGCACUAACUGCCCUUUGAAAUAAAACUUCUUCACGAGCUUAGCUUUCUAAUAAAAUUAUGUCUAAAUGUGCAUUAAAAUGUGUACUUAAGGAA